Messenger RNA from Dimorphilus gyrociliatus, 3325 nucleotides. The record is from the annotation of a GenBank genome assembly. NCBI's taxonomy places the organism in Eukaryota, Metazoa, Annelida, Polychaeta, Dinophilidae.
GUCAGUUUGGCGGAAAGCAGCAAUCGACAACGGUUUUAUUAAUUCUGCAAAUAAGAGCAAAGUCGGCAACUCUGUUUAUUUUAUCGGUUCUGUAAACAGGAAAAGAAAGUUUAGGAUAGAGGUAGACGUAUAGGUGAGUCUUAUCAGAAGAAGCAUUAAAGUUUUAUUUUCUCUCUGUCCUCAUUCCAAGUCUUUCUGUUGUUUAAAUGUAAACGGUAAGUGGUGUAUAAUAAAAAAAGCAAUAAAAUCUAUAUGUGGAAAAAUAUUUAGACGCGUAUGAUUCAGGAGACGUCACUUUUUAUUCGAUCGAUACAUAAACGGAGUAUGAACGCUCGUGCUAUCGAUUCGUUUUGGAUGACAAAGAAAAUACUAUACUUGUUUUGUUUUUGGUCAUGUGACAAGGCAAAAGUUUUAUUUUAUGCGGCUUGUAGUUGUAAUUUGUAAAAGAGAAAGCCGAAAUCAGUAGACCUUUGUAAUACUUUAAUAUAUAAUUUAUAGUCAAACUAUAGUUCAAUCGAUAGUCUAUGUCUAUUAAGAAAAGAAUGGCUGAGUAAAGAGUAGAAUAAAAGAAAGAGAGGGAAAAAGAGGAGAAUGGGUAAUCAAUUCGAUCCUAUAGAUGGCAUUCUUAUCCUACUGUGAUUAGAUAUUCAACGCUCCUUAUCUUACACGCUAUUAUUCUUACUCCCUAUUCGAACUGGCGUCGACCCUUUUCCAGAUCUGCGACCCUAGAUAAAGGAAUGUGGCAAUCUUAGUUAGGCAACUACUAGCGCCCUUUAGUAUUCAAUAGUGUUAGCAAAGGGCGCGUUGUAAAAAAAAUAGAGACAGGGGGUAAAGAGGGCGAAAAGAAAGAUAUAUUGAUUAUAUCAUUUGCACUCUACUAUACCGCCUUGUUAUUUCCUUUACGGUUAAAUUUCUCGGCCUCUACUCUACUCGAUUGCUUGAAACGACGGCUUUUUUCAUUUGCUAGGAGAUUCAUUUAUCAAAAAAUGAGUGAAACAAUAAGGAAAUAGUAAUUCAUCGUUACAAAAAAUAAGAUUAAUCAAUCCCGCAAGAAUUCUGUUGCUUAUUUCGAGGAAGGCAGGGGGCAGGCCCUCUUAUAGGCCGCCAUUUUUUCUUCUAGAAAGAUGGAGAGAAACAAUUCUAGGUCAUUUUAUCAUUUUUGUUGCAAAUAUUUUAUACCUUUUUUAUCAUCUUUUUUUCCCAUAGUAUUAUUAGUCUCUGCACGAUCACAAAAAAUAAUCUUUUAUUCCCAACCUUAAACAGUUCUCCCCUACACUCCAUCCAUAAAUAUUUGUGCUGCGUUAUGCCGGUUCUGUCAUCGCCCGCUUCCCUUCAGAAUUUCACGGAUGCUAGUAAGUUUAUCUCUCUCUUUCUUAGAUUCUUUAGAUCAUGAAUAAUUUAUACAAAAAAGAAGAGAAAGUCUUCUUUUAUCCAUUCAACCUAUUAUGUUAUUAUCAAAACAUCAUGUUUAGAAUAAUUUUAAGACUAAGAGUGUCCCAAUUGGACUACGAAGGCUGUAACUGUAUUUCCAAAUACAAAGAUAAAACCCAAAGGGAUAUAAAAGAGAAUAAAAAAUGUAAGAACCCUUUUCCCCUAGGUGUUCAAAAACUACUCAACUGUCUUCAAGAGUUACAUCUAAAAGCAUCCGGGAAUGAAAUUGAUCUACUUUUCUUAAGCAAUCUACUUCAGGGCGAGGAUUUCCAAGGGUUAAUGAAGAUCCACCAACAGGUUACGGCUCCUCAAUUCUCCGAGCACAAGCCAACGCAUUCCAGCGCGUCCAAAAUGGUUGCAAAUGUGGUGGAGGACCUGCAUGCUAUACCCCCAACUGCAGAGGCCAGAGAAUUAAUGACCCUCCUGUGCAGUUUCAGUUUUCAAGGUCUAUUAGAAGCGCAUGAUGGCAUUGCGGCCAAGGCAUUUUCGCCUGUUUUACCGGAAAUACCACAUAAAGUCGACGAAGAUGAAGUUUCCGUCAAAAUUCUAAAGCUAUUGAAAGCUCCCAAAGAGCCACUCGGUGCUACAAUUAAGAAAAAUGAAAAAACCGGCUGCAUCCACGUGGCUAGAAUAAUGAAAGGGGGAGCAGCCGACAGAAGUGGUGUUAUUAGCGUUGGUGACGAAUUAAGAGAAGUGAAUGAUGUUUGUACGAGGAGUAUGGAUCCUAAUGAAGUUGUCUCUUUACUAACAAACCCAACAGGGCCACUCAUCCUGAAACUCAUCCCUGCUGAUAGUGAUAUUGCAAUACGAGAAACUCAUAUGAGAGUGAAGGCUUGUUUCGAGUUUGAUCCUAAAAAAGAUAGCACAAUACCUUGUAAGGAGGCUGGUUUAGCUUUCAAGCGUAACGAUAUAUUGCAUAUUGUAAGUCAGGAAGAUGGAACUUGGUGGCAAGCUAGACUAGACAGUGAUUCUUCAAAACGAGCCGGUUUAAUACCUAGUAUUAAACGUCUUGAAAGACAAGAAGCAGCUAAAACUUUAGUUAAUACUCCCGAGUGCGAAAGAAAAUUAAGUACAAAAUUUAGCCCAAAAAUUGGAAAGAGAAGGAGAUUUAAAAAGGAUCAAGAAGUUUCCGAUGACGUAAUCAUACCAACUUUUUACGAAGAAGUUGAUAAGUUUACACCAGAAAAAAGCAGAAACAUCUUAUUAGCUGGUCAUGCUUUAUCAGGAAGGGAUGAGAUUCUAUCCCGAUUACAAAUCAAAUUGAAUAAUAGUAAAUACAAAAUUCCAACCAGAUAUUCCACUAAUCUACAACCUAAUUGUUCGAUGCUGCCUAAGGAAGAUAUUGAUCGAUUGCAACAAGAAAAGCUGCUAAUCGACUUUCUGGACAGGAAACAAUACUCAAUCUGCAGUAAACUCGAGGAUGCAAGACAGAUAAUCAAGAAUGGAGAUGCACUAUUAUGCUCCGUCAAUCAACAGGGUUUGAAAUUAUUGAGAACGGCGGAAGUUAAACCUUUUGUUAUAUAUAUAAAACCGCAUAGUACGGACUGUCUUAAAAGCAUGCAUAAAUCAGUUUUACGAAGUCCUGGUGCCAAGAGGUUAAAUGAUGAUGGAAUAGAAGAGGUCAUGGUAGACUCAUCCUUAAUGGAAAAUUCAUAUGGACACUUUUUUGAUAGAACUGUUUUAAAUCGGGAUAUUCAAGCCAGUACUGAUGAAAUUCUAAAUAUAAUUAACCAAGCAAAUACAACGCCUUGCUGGGUGCCUAGCGUAUGGAUGCAAUAGACUGAUAAUUCAUUGCAGUUGCAGCUUUAUCCUUUCAUAUCGAAUAGUAAUUACUGAGAUGCCAAAUAAAUUAUAGAAUCUUGUUUUUCUUAAACAAGUGGUAUUCCUCUAAAAA